AUGGCGCUCUCGGUGAGCGCGUUGACGUCCCUGCUGUUGGUGGCGCUGCUGGUCUUCUUCCUCCUCAGCGUCAACUUCAACGGCCCCUUCGACCGCGUGCCCCUGUCCGGACCCCCCUCCGAGCCGACGCCCCCGCCGGCCGCCAGCGCCCCGCCCGGCGGCGCCGGCUACACCGACAUCCUGCCCAACAACAUCGACGACGUCGUGCUGCCGGCGACGGCCAACAGCUUCCCCGUGCACUUGGUGCGCUUCUACAAGAAGAGCCCCGUCCGGCCCGACGACAACCUGUGCUGGCUGGAGUGCGUCAGUCUGUUGUCCAUCAUGCUGUAUAUACGACCGCCCGCCAUCUACGUCCACACCAACCACCCCGACUUCUGGCCCUUCGACUCCUGCGACGGCCUCAUCGACGACUGGAGCAGCGUCAAACUGGUCUACAGGCGGCGCCGCUUCGUCGUCAACGGCAAGCGCCUCAACUCCACCGACAAGUUCAUCGCGCACGAAGCCGACGUCGCCAAGCUGGUCACGCUGCACAAGUACGGCGGGAUCACCUCCGACUUUGACGUCUUCUUCCUGCCCAAUAUAACCAGUGUCCUGGGGCUUCUGGGCCGUGGCUACGACUGCCUGGUGUCGAAGGAAGAGACCUUUAUGAAGAAAAUGAACCACGGCUUCAUCGCUUGCCACCGCGGCGCCGCCUACAUCGCCGACAUUCUGCAGUCCUACCGCAACGACUACCGCGCUAAGGAAUGGGUGUACAAUUCGGGAAUGGUGCCGUGGAAUAUUCACCACAGUAGCGCCGUCUACAACCGGACAGUGUACGUGGACGACGAGAUCAUCAACAACCCGGGCCCGGAGACGGUGCUGCGCUUCAUCCGGGGCCAGGACCGCAGCGUCGACUGGCGCCGCAAGCCGGCCUUCCACUCCCUCUUCCACGACUGCCAGUACAACCGCACCAACGCCACCCGCAUGGACACCGGCUUCGCCGAACUGCUCACCUCCAUCCUCGAUGAGGCCCACCGGCGCCGACCGCAGAUUAAGGGCUCGUAA
Messenger RNA from Paramacrobiotus metropolitanus, 1044 nucleotides. RefSeq lists its product as uncharacterized. The transcript is spliced from 3 exons. The record is from RefSeq and is a predicted model, not a curated record. Lineage: Eukaryota; Metazoa; Tardigrada; Eutardigrada; Parachela; Macrobiotidae. The coding region runs from base 1 to 1044 and encodes 347 amino acids.